GACAGUGUCAUGUCUGUCACUGUCAAUGUCAAAUAAAAUGUCAACAUUGCAAGAUGUGCUCCUAGAAUUUUAUUUUAAGUUUUUACAACAAUUGUAAAUAAAAGUGUAGUUAAUAAUUAAUUUGAUGAUCAGCACAUACCCCACGCUUUAGUUUUAAACCAAUCAAAGUAGUGAAAAUAUAUUCAAUAUGUCUAAGAAAACGAUAACCUUCGUCACUGGCAAUGCCAAGAAACUGGAAGAGCUCCGGGCUAUACUGGGCAAUAACUUCCCUUUGGAGAUCGUUAGUCACAAGCUAGACUUGCCAGAACUUCAAGGAGAGAUAGACGAGGUGUCAAUCAAGAAGUGCCAAGAAGCUGCUCGUCGUUUGAAAAGGCCAGUGUUAGUUGAAGAUACGGCGCUAUGUUUUGAUGCUCUAAAGGGACUCCCGGGGCCUUAUAUUAAGUGGUUCUUGGAGAAACUACAGCCUGAAGGACUCACGAAGAUGCUGACGGGCUGGGAAGAUAAGUCAGCUAAAGCUGUGUGCACAUUUGCUUACUGUUCAGGAAACUGUGAAGAUUUAGAUGUGAAACUAUUCCAAGGCAUUACUCAAGGCACAAUCGUGGAACCAAGAGGUACUAGAGAUUUUGGCUGGGAUUGUGUGUUCCAACCUGAUGGCUAUGAUAAAACUUAUGCAGAACUACCAAAGUCUGAGAAAAAUAAAAUAUCUCAUAGGUACAAAGCUCUAGAGCAAUUCAAGGCUCAUUUUCAUGAAAAAUAGUCUUAUAGGUCAAUGUGUUACAACACCAAAUAGUAAAAUAAGCCAAGUUAAUAAUCAGAAAUAAAAAUCAUCAUUGCUUGUCUUCUUUGAAGACUAAAUAAAGUUCCUACUUAUGUUGUGGU
Molecule: messenger RNA, 879 nt
Organism: Helicoverpa armigera (cotton bollworm)
Lineage: Eukaryota; Metazoa; Arthropoda; Insecta; Lepidoptera; Noctuidae
Product: inosine triphosphate pyrophosphatase
Exons: 1
Coding region: 188-757 (189 amino acids)
Biological process (GO): nucleoside triphosphate catabolic process
Cellular component (GO): cytoplasm
Molecular function (GO): nucleoside triphosphate diphosphatase activity
Source: RefSeq, a predicted model, not a curated record